Messenger RNA from Chiloscyllium plagiosum (whitespotted bambooshark), 853 nucleotides. It is a transcript of the gene cyb5a, whose product is annotated as cytochrome b5 type A (microsomal). Gene Ontology annotation, molecular function: heme binding. The record is from RefSeq and is a predicted model, not a curated record. Gene Ontology annotation, cellular component: membrane; intracellular membrane-bounded organelle. Lineage: Eukaryota; Metazoa; Chordata; Chondrichthyes; Orectolobiformes; Hemiscylliidae.
UAGGUAACCACGAUCUUGGCAACAAAGCUGUUCGCGUUGAGAGCGUGCUCUAUCACAGUCCUCUCUCAACCUCCCUACUCCGAUAUUCUAUUUUCUGCCUCGGUUAAUAAAGGAAGAGUGUCUCCUGAACAUAUAGGCGUUCUCCCGGCCGAGAUCAUUGACAAGCUUCUGCCGAACGCUACGUCGGGCUUUACUGUUCGGAUUGGAAAGGCGAGCAUUGUAGGGUUUGCUGAGUGAUAGGUCGAGCCGCCAAUGAAGCAGUGAGAGGGCGGGACUGGGGCUGAGAAUGUGAAUGAGUGAGCUGUGGGUUGAGCUCGCAUUCAGCUGGUCCUUGAGUUGCUUGCAACAUGGCUGAGAACAAGGAAGAAGUUAAGUACUACCGGCUGGAAGAACUGAAGCGGCAUAGCAGCGGUAACAGUGCCUGGAUCCAUAUUCACGAUAAAAUCUACGAUGUGACCAAGUUCUUGGAGGAGCAUCCUGGUGGUGAAGAAGUACUCCGAGAGCAAGCAGGAGGUGAUGCAUCAGAAGCUUUUGAUGACGUUGGACAUUCUACUGAUGCACGAGAGAUGACAAAAAAAUACUUCAUUGGAGAACUUCAUCCUGAUGAUAGAGGAGCUUUUGUGAAGCCACCGGAGCCAAAUGUUGUCUUAGUGGAGUCUGAACAAAGUUGGUGGUCCAAUUGGAUAAUCCCAGCAGCAGCUGGCUUGACUGUGGCUCUCCUAUACCGCUAUUUUGCAAUGGAUCAUUGAACAUUCUGUGGAAGAGAUGAUGGAACUAUUUCAUGUCAAUUUCAACCAAUUGCAAAUUAAUUAUCACAGAAAAUAAAUUUGACAAUUAUGUUACUUGCAUUGAA